Gongylonema pulchrum is the source of this 348-nucleotide messenger RNA. NCBI's taxonomy places the organism in Eukaryota, Metazoa, Nematoda, Chromadorea, Rhabditida, Gongylonematidae. The record is from the annotation of a GenBank genome assembly.
AUGAUGACGAUCGUGGUACUAACACGUCCGGCAAUGGUAUCCCCGGUGAAUGUGCUGCUUUGUUCGAUAGCAAUUUGCGACGUACUAGUGAUGACUUCCUAUCUGAUUUUCGUUACCCACUUUCUGAUCACUGCAGCAAAUCGUUGCCUAUACACGGAUUACAGUUAUCUAUGGACAGUAUUCACUUUGGUCCAUGCGCAUGCAUCCGUUAUACUGCACUCAACAAGCAUAUGGCUCACUGUGAGUAGUCCUUACUUUUUGAACACUUUUCUUGCGAAAACUGUGAUUAUCGCUGAUGUAAUGAUUUUUUCAAUAAAAUUGGCAUAUUAUUUGUCCAAAUAUAAAUGA